Molecule: messenger RNA, 1013 nt
Organism: Epinephelus fuscoguttatus (brown-marbled grouper)
Lineage: Eukaryota; Metazoa; Chordata; Actinopteri; Perciformes; Serranidae
Gene: fhit
Product: fragile histidine triad diadenosine triphosphatase
Exons: 10
Coding region: 416-874 (152 amino acids)
Biological process (GO): diadenosine triphosphate catabolic process; purine nucleotide metabolic process; negative regulation of proteasomal ubiquitin-dependent protein catabolic process
Cellular component (GO): plasma membrane; nucleus; cytoplasm
Molecular function (GO): bis(5'-adenosyl)-triphosphatase activity; ubiquitin protein ligase binding
Source: RefSeq, a predicted model, not a curated record
GCACAAGUCUCCCGUCACAGAAGGCAAAGAGAGCAGAGCAGCCGGUUCUUUCUUUCUCGGCCACGAACACAAGCAGUCCACCGCAGCACUGACAAGUCAUCCUGUACAGCCUGAGCACCACUUCUUCCCAGCCGUUCCUCCAUCCAUUCCAUAAUUAUCCAUCUGCAAGGCUGUGGGAAGCCAGCAAGGUUGAAGGAGUCGGACGGUUGAGGUCAAGUUUGAGAGAUCAGGAAAACUCUCCGGUGGACGACUAGAGACUGAUUUCCUGUCCCGCUGCUGUGCCUUGGACUGUGGUGGUUCUUCGCGCCCUGUGUCCCUCACAUUCUCCUGCACUCACGCUGAGCGUUGCCCCCCCAUCUCUGCCUCUUUUCGCCACUCUACGUUUCUCUGGGAUACGCCUGUGAGUCAGUGGGACAUGUUGACCCUUCGCUUUGGACAGCAUUUCAUCAAGGCCUCGUCCGUGUUCCUGCAGACGGAGCUGUCCUUCGCUCUGGUCAACAGGAAGCCUGUGGUGCCCGGACAUGUGUUGGUGUGUCCUAUGAGACCAGUGGAGCGGUUUCGGGAUCUUCAGCCAGAUGAAGUGGCAGAUUUAUUCAGCACCACUCAGAGAGUUGCCAACCUGGUGGAAAAGCACUUCAAUGCCACCUCGCUCACCAUCGCCAUCCAGGACGGCCCUGAAGCCGGACAAACCGUGAAGCAUGUCCACGUCCAUGUGCUGCCCAGGAAGGCAGGGGACUUUGAGCGGAAUGACAGCGUCUACAAUGAGUUGCAAAAGCAUGAUCGAGAGGAUGAAGACAAUCCCUCCAAGUGGAGAUCGGAAGAGGAGAUGGCAGCAGAAGCUUCUGAUUUGAGGAAACAGCUUGAGAAGCCCUGAAUGGAUGCUGAUCAACACUUCAUGCCAAGGUCAACAGUGACAGGAGGAUUACUUGACAUUAAUGUGAAACUGUAUCUGCACUGCUUCAUGGCUUUGAUGUAUUUCUUUUUCAAAAUAAAAUGCAAAGACACAGCUUGUG